UUUUUUUUUCGGGGCGUGAGGGGAUGAUGUCCCACACCAGGCUACAUCAGUGUUGAACUUGAAGCUGUGGACAAUAUGGCUGAGCCAAUUAGAGUUCUGGUGACUGGCGCUGCAGGGCAGAUUGCCUACUCGCUGUUGUUCAGCGUUGCCAAAGGAGAUGUCUUUGGCAAAAAUCAGCCAAUCACGCUGCUCCUCCUGGAUAUUCCGCCCAUGAUGACUGUCCUGGGAGGUGUUGUCAUGGAAUUGCAGGACUGCGCCCUCCCUCUUUUGAGAGAAAUCGUGGCCACCGACAAAGUGGAAGUGGCCUUCAAGGACCUGGACGCCGCCAUCUUGGUAGGCUCAAUGCCCAGGAAGGAGGGCAUGGGGAGGAAAGACCUGCUCAAAGCCAACGUGGCAAUCUUCCAGACUCAGGGAGCAGCCCUGGACAAGUACGCCAAGAAGACCGUCAAAGUUCUGGUGGUCGGAAACCCAGCAAACACCAACUGUCUGAUUGCAAUGAAGUCUGCUCCCUCCAUUCCCAAGGAGAACUUCUCAUGCCUCACCCGCCUCGACCAUAACAGGGCUCGCUCUCAGGUUGCGAUGCGCUGCGGCGUGCCUGCCACCCAUGUCAAGAACAUGAUCAUCUGGGGCAACCACUCGUUCACGCAGUACCCGGACGUGCACCACUGCAAGGUUAACGUGUCCGGCAACGAAGUGGACUGCUUUGAUGCCGUCAAGGACGAGGCCUGGCUGAAAGGGGAUUUCAUCGCUACGGUGCAGCAGAGAGGCGCUGCUAUCAUCAAGGCCAGGAAGCUGUCCAGCGGCAUGUCUGCAGCCAAGGCCAUCUGUGACCACAUGAGGGACAUCUGGUUCGGCACCCCGGAGGGUGAGUUCAUUUCCAUGGGUGUGUACUCUACGGGUAACACCUACAAAGUCCCAAAUGACCUCAUCUACUCCUUCCCUGUCCAGAUCAAGAACAAGUCCUGGAAAAUAGUGGAGGGACUGGCCAUCAACGACUUCUCCAAGGCCAAGAUGGAGGCCACAGCCACAGAGCUGAUAAAUGAGAGGAACACAGCUAUGGAGUUCCUGGCCAAGUGACUACGUUUUGAUGCUCGCCUAUGAUAAAACACUCCCUUCACUGUCGUUAUGUUCCUCUUUUGCAUGUGCAUAUGAAGGAGAUGUAGUGUGUUUUCUUGCUACUUUGGGAGGGGUAAGGGGACGCUUUGGUACUAAAAUGGAUCCCAAUUGUACCUGGCUGGCUUUGUUGCUGCUCUGCAGAUGUGCACUCUUUAAAUGUUACAAGCACAACACCUUCACUUUUGGUUUGGUUUCUUCGACUUUCAGGUUCUAUCAGCCUCCCUCUUAAAGGGCUUAAGCCUCCUGGCUGCUCUGAACACUGCUGUCCAAACCUUUACUGUAGAUCUUUUGUCAUGAAUGACUACACGCCAUGAGGCACUUCAGUGUGAGCGUUAGGUCCAUACAGUAAUUUGUCACCUGUGGCUUUUCAUUUCAUUUUGUUGCAUGCAGUUAAGUGGUGUUAAAAAAAAAAAAACUUAAAUCCUAACCAUUCAAUGUUGUAACACUAAAAGAUCUGAACUGUAUUAGGCUUGAUUUGAUGAGCUUACCAAAUUCCAAUAAACAACAUGUGUUUAGGUUUA
This is a messenger RNA of Hippocampus comes (tiger tail seahorse), 1637 nucleotides long. Its product is annotated as malate dehydrogenase, cytoplasmic-like. NCBI's taxonomy places the organism in Eukaryota, Metazoa, Chordata, Actinopteri, Syngnathiformes, Syngnathidae. Bases 76 to 1077 code for a protein of 333 amino acids. Gene Ontology annotation, molecular function: L-malate dehydrogenase (NAD+) activity. Gene Ontology annotation, biological process: malate metabolic process. The transcript is spliced from 9 exons. The record is from RefSeq and is a predicted model, not a curated record.